Messenger RNA from Labrus mixtus (cuckoo wrasse), 2653 nucleotides. Its product is annotated as gastrula zinc finger protein XlCGF57.1-like. The transcript is spliced from 2 exons. The record is from RefSeq and is a predicted model, not a curated record. Gene Ontology annotation, molecular function: DNA-binding transcription factor activity, RNA polymerase II-specific; RNA polymerase II cis-regulatory region sequence-specific DNA binding. NCBI's taxonomy places the organism in Eukaryota, Metazoa, Chordata, Actinopteri, Labriformes, Labridae. Bases 523 to 2331 code for a protein of 602 amino acids. Gene Ontology annotation, cellular component: nucleus. Gene Ontology annotation, biological process: central nervous system development; regulation of transcription by RNA polymerase II.
GGGUCUAUAAAUGAUAUGUGAAAAUAUAUAUUUUUUUUUACCCGGACAUUUGCUCUUAUUCUGUGAGAUUUCUGAGGAGCUGUGCAGCGCAGAGUCACUCCCGGUAUUUUCCACAGUUUUAAGACAAUGAUAAUUAUGUACAGCAGCGCCACCCAUUGGACAUAAUCUGUAUUACAUACACUAUUCAAUGAGGUGAAUGAGGAUAAACAGCCAAAGAUAGGUUUUCAGAGUUUUAAAUACAGCAAUAUGGUGGCGGAAAAAAGGUCAACCGCGUGGUUACAAUGCAAGUCAAAGGGAGGGGAGGUGUUCUGUAAAGGGAACAAAGCGGGCUGUUUCCACCCGGACCAUUGAGUGUGUAACACAAGUUGUGAGUAAACGUUCCUGCUGAGCAUACACGUGAUUCUCCGUGUCUUUAUUAAUGAUCGUUAGGGUGCUAACGUAACAGUAGAUGAUCAGAGUAAAGUUGUAAAGACGUCAGCGCUGAGUUGAGUUUUCCCUCUGUGACUCUUGGAUGUGUGUAAGAUGGCCGGGUUUAAGGAUCUUAAAGAGUUAUUCAGUCGACGGCUGCUCGCUGCGGUUAUCAGAGAUAUAACAGAAGAAAGAACAACAAGUGGAUACGAAGAGGAGCUCCACCGACAAAGAAAACUGCUGGAUGUGAUUUUAACUCCUGAAAUCAAGCUACAGAGAACAGAUGUCCAGCAGCUGUUGGUGAGUAAAGAAGAGCUUCCACCUGAGCAGCAGGAGUGGAGCCACAUUCUGGACCAGGAGGACACUAAGCCCCAACACAUUAAAGAAGAACAUGAGGAACUGUGGAUCAGUCAGGAGGAAGAACAGCUUCAAGGACUGGAGGAGGCUGAUACCACCAGCUUCCCCUUCACUCCUGUCUCUGUGAAGAGUGAAGGUGAUGAAGAGAAACCUCAGUCCUCACAGCUUCAUCAGAGACAAACUGAACAGAUGGAAACAGGAGUUGAUGGAGAGGACUGUGGAGGAGCAGAACCAGAGAAAGACUCAGAUCCAGAGAGACGUUUACAACCAGAGACUGAAGACUCUGGUGAACCUGAGACUGAUGACAGUGAUGAUUGGAAAGAGACAAGAGAAGAUCUGUCAGAAUUAAACUUGAAAAAUAAGAAACUAAAGACUGGUAAGAGACAACACAGCUGCUCGGAGUGUGGUAAAAGAUUUAACCAGAAAGGGAAUCUGACCACACACAUGUUAGUUCAUAAAGGAGAGAAACCUUACAGCUGCUCUGUUUGCAGUAAAAGCUUUACCCUAAGACAACAUCUGACCACACACAUGUUAGUUCAUACAGGAGAGAAACCCUUCAGUUGCUCUGUUUGCAGUAAAAGCUUUACCCAAAGACAACAUCUGACCACACACAUGUUAGUUCAUACAGGAGAGAAACCCUUCAGUUGCUCUGUUUGCAGUAAAAGCUUUACCAAUAGACAAAGUUUGACCACACACAUGUUAGUUCAUACAGGAGAGAAAGCCUUCAGCUGCUCUGUUUGCAGUAAAAGCUUUACCCAAAGACAACAUCUGACCACACACAUGUUAGUUCAUACAGGAGAGAAACCCUUCAGUUGCUCUGUUUGCAGUAAAAGCUUUACCCAUAGACAAAGUCUGACCACACACAUGUUAUUUCAUAUAGGAGAGAAACCCUUCAGCUGCUCUAUUUGCAGUGAAAGCUUUACCCGAAGAGGAAAUCUUACCACACACAUGAUAGUUCAUACAGGAGAGAAACCCUUCAGCUGCUCUGUUUGCAGUAAAAGCUUUACCCAAAGAGGAACUCUGACUACACACAUGUUAGUUCAUACAGGAGAGAAAGCCUUCAGCUGUUCUGUUUGCAGUAAAAGCUUUACCCUAAGACAAAGUCUGACCGCACACAUGUUAGUUCAUACAGGAGAGAAAGCCUUCAGUUGCUCUGUUUGCAGUAAAAGCUUUACCCAUAGACAAAGUCUGACCACACACAUGUUAUUGCAUACAGGAGAGAAACCUUUCAGCUGCUCUGUUUGCAGUAAAAGCUUUACCCGAAGACAACAUCUGACCACACACAUGUUAGUUCAUACAGGAGAGAGAGCCUUCAGCUGCUCUGUUUGUAGUAAAAGCUUUAGCCAAAGAGGAAGUCUGACUACACACAUGUUAGUUCAUACAGGAGAGAAAGCCUUCAGUUGCUCUGUUUGCAGUAAAAGCUUUACCCAAAGAGGAAGUCUGACUACACACAUGUUAGUUCAUACAGGAGAGAAACCCUUCAGUUGCUCUGUUUGCAGUAAAAGCUUUACCCGAAGACAACAUCUGACCACACACAUUAUGAUUCACACAGGAGAGAGAUGCUAAUCCUGUGCAAUGGUAAAACUGAUCCAAAGAAUUCCAACUUAACAUCACUAAUGUGUAUAUAAGACAUAAAUCUGUCUCUACUUUUUUGACAUUGAUGUUUUGUUGCUGACAUAUGAACCAGUAAGUUGGGAUCAGCUAUGACGUUUGAAUUUAAAGUGUUUAUAUGAAACAGUUACAGUGUAAGGAUUCUUCUUCUCUCCUGAUAUCUUCUCUCCUUUCUGUCACUCUGUUUCCUUGGAUGCCUCUGUGUUGGGUAGCAGAAGUUCUUCAGACAGCUCACGUGUAACCUUGUAAUAAAUAAACUGAUGUAGAGUGAGAAAGA